This is a messenger RNA of Lactuca virosa, 1024 nucleotides long. The record is from the annotation of a GenBank genome assembly. Lineage: Eukaryota; Viridiplantae; Streptophyta; Magnoliopsida; Asterales; Asteraceae.
GUCGGGAACUAGGCAAAGAAAGAGAUCGGCAUUCUAAAUCAGAACCCCUGCCAUAAAUCCCCAAUUUCCUCCGAUUCUUCUCCUUCUAUCGCAGCAAUGCCGAGCCUAAUCACUCGCAAUUUGAGCAAGCUAUGGACCGGAGUAGCGAAGACUCCAAUCAUGGCAAAUCAACGGAGUUCCUACAGUCUAAUACCCAUGGUCAUCGAGCACUCGUCGCGAGGAGAGAGAGCCUACGACAUCUUCUCUCGACUACUCAAAGAGAGAAUCAUAUGUAUAAACGGGCCCAUAGCCGAUGAUACAGCACACGUCGUCGUUGCUCAGCUCCUCUUCCUUGAAUCCGAAAACCCUUCCAAACCCAUCAACAUGUACCUUAAUUCCCCUGGCGGAGCCGUCACUGCAGGUCUUGCAAUAUAUGAUACAAUGCAGUAUAUUCGUUCUCCAAUUAAUACCAUAUGUUUGGGUCAAGCUGCUUCAAUGGGUUCUCUCCUAUUGGCUGCUGGUGCAAAAGGGGAAAGAAGAUCUCUUCCUAAUGCAACUAUCAUGAUUCAUCAACCCUCUGGUGGAUACAGUGGGCAGGCUAAAGAUAUGACUAUUCACACCAAACAGAUUGUUCGUGUUUGGGAUUCACUCAAUGCAUUGUAUGCAAAGCAUACUGGACAAUCUGUUGAUGUGAUUGAGAAGAAUAUGGAUCGAGACUACUUUAUGACACCACAAGAGGCAAAAGAGAAAAGGAAAAGUUUCAGAGUAGAAUCUGAAGGUAUCUGGGAAUUUAUGUGCAUCUUCCCUACUUCUGUAGCAAAAGUUGACUCAUACACCCUGUUUUGAUUCAAUUUCAAGUAGAAAAGCCAAUUCUGCACCUUCAACUUUUGUCACUUUGGUCAUUUUGAACAGACUCACAUAGUUUCUUGGCAUUCUCAGUAAGUUUUAAUUUUCAGAUAAGCCCAUUUUAUUGGAAACUUUGUAUUCAUGAAGGAAGAUCUUCGAUAUUAUCUCAAUUUGCUUACAGUUGAAACUUAUGAUAAUA